This is a messenger RNA of Polychytrium aggregatum, 1592 nucleotides long. RefSeq names its product HAD-like domain-containing protein. The transcript has 2 exons. Gene Ontology annotation, molecular function: phosphoprotein phosphatase activity. Lineage: Eukaryota; Fungi; Chytridiomycota; Chytridiomycetes; Polychytriales. The record is from RefSeq and is a predicted model, not a curated record. Bases 145 to 1359 code for a protein of 404 amino acids.
CCCUGAUCAACUCGUCUGCCAGCACAUCCGCCCAUUCUCGCCGUUCUGCAGGAUCCACUGCCGCACCGGCCCUCGCUCCCAGCGCCUCGGUCGCACUUUCCCUCCCCCGCAUCCGCAUCCGCCUCGCACUCCAUCCAUCCGUCCAUGGCCGAUUGUUUCGAGCUCUAUCAGGACUCGCCCGAGUAUAAGCUCGAGCUGGCCCUGCUGAACUCGCACGCCCAUGCCCACCACUCCAUUCUGUCCCACAAAUAUAUUUACAAUCCCCUGCAAUAUCCAGUGUUGCCGCCCGACCUGCUUCAGCUGCACAACUCUGGCGAUGGCGCUGUCAUCGGCGGCAGCCCAGAAUACCCUGUCAUCAAUGUCGACAGCGACGAUGAAGCACACAGCGACGAUCGCCACCAUGCCGCCGCACCUGCAAUCCCUCGGACACGGCAGGCCCUCGCCCGGAUCUCAGCAAUCGGCGAGCCAACGGCAAAGCGCUUCAAAUCGACAGCGUCCGCUCCUCCGUCGAUCGCAGACACGCACAUCAGCAUCUCUGACAACGACGAUAACGAUGCUGAAGCGGAUCGCGGCGAGACCAGCCACAACGACACACCGAGUCGAUUGCCUCGGCCGAUCCAGUACCAGCGCAAGCUGCUGCUCAUCCUGGAUCUCAACGGCGUGCUGAUAGACCGUCUGGUAACAUCCCAGGACAAGUCCGCCGCCCAGGCAAAUCCCUUCAACCAGCAACUGCCCAGCUUUUCCUGCAACCAGUGCUAUAUCCACAUCAGGCCAUUCCUCCGAACCUUUCUCGACUUUAUAUUUGAGCACUUUUACGUCGCCACCUGGACCUCGGCAAAGCAGCAGAACGCAAAGAAUAUCAUCUGGAUCCUGUUCCAGGAACGCUGCCAUCGACUGGUCUUCAAGUAUUACCAAACAGAAUGCACCGACUCUGGCCGGGUGAGCGGCCGGGGCAAGCCCGAGUUCAUCAAGGAACUUUCCAACAUCUGGCGAAACCCCCUAUACUCGCAGUGGAACCAGAGCAACACUUUGAUUAUCGACGACAGCAGCCACAAGUCUCAGCUCAACGCCGCCAAUUCCCUGCUUGUGCCCACCUUCACCGUGAGGAGCGGAAGCAUCGACUGCUGGAAAGACACUGGGCUUCUCUCGAUCAUGCAGUACCUGCAGGCGCAACUCCAAGACAUCCACUGCGACGAUGUGCAGCAAUGGCCACCCUUUGUGGAUGACACGACGGGCCGUAUCCUGCCUCCGUUUCAAGUCACGCACAUCCGUGAGGAUCUCGAGAAGGAUCGCAACUGGGGUGUGCUUUCUCUGAGCCAGCGAGAUGCCCUCCUCAAUCGACUGCAGUUCCAGCCGUAGCUACUACUACUGGGUCUGUCCGACAAACACGGCUCUGUUGGAAACCAACGGGAAAGGUGGCUGGGCCGUGAGCAUCCGACCAGAGCCACUGCGUUGACGAGCGCGAUCCAGAGUGGUGCCCGAGUACCUUCAGAGGGCAGAGGCAUGUGCGAUGUUCAAUCAGCAAAGCUGUAUGUAUUUGUCUGCCAGGAAGUUGAUCUCACUGGUCUGAUUCAAGAUAUGAGGAUGCAGAG